Molecule: messenger RNA, 1920 nt
Organism: Drosophila ficusphila
Lineage: Eukaryota; Metazoa; Arthropoda; Insecta; Diptera; Drosophilidae
Exons: 7
Coding region: 74-1846 (590 amino acids)
Biological process (GO): spermatogenesis
Source: RefSeq, a predicted model, not a curated record
UUUAAAUUACGGUUUCAUUCCCAGCCAAGUUAUUGGAAAACAAAAACUUGCCAAUUUUUUAAGAAAAAAAACUAUGAAGGGUAAAUUGACCGACACUACGCCCCUAAAAACUCGAGUAAGAAAACUCGUGAAGGAUGUCAUGCGCCAAAAUGAAACGGCUAAAAUGAAGCGGCUAAAUAGUAUCCAACAAACGACUAUUAAGAAUUCGUGUGGAAAGCUAAAUACGGUUAGUACUGAACCCAAAACUGAUCAACUUAGUUCCGUGGAGUCUGCUGCUCAGCCGUUUUUACCUAUGGCAGAAACAUGUGAAGAUCAAAUUGAUCAGAUGGCUUUAAACGCAACCAAAGCAGAAACCAUAGAGGUGGUAAGCCCGAAAGCCAAGCUAAAUACCGGAAGUACUAAGCAAGUUCCGGACGGCAGGAAGGAAUACCUACAGAAAUGGCUCAUUUCGUUGGGUGAAGAGUCGCCCAAAGAACCGGACUUAGAGAAAGUUAUAGAACUACCCGACCCUGACAGUGAUGAGGAGGAUUUAGUCGACAAAAAUCCCUUUGCCAAUAAUAUCGAGGACUUUACAGUGAAGGAUCAGGAUAACGAAGAAGGAACGACAGAGGAACGAAUGUUGAGGUUUUUGGAACGCAUCGAACUCCGCGCUGCAUUUCCCAAAAGCUGUUUGAGGGAUAAUGUGUUCAUGGUGGACAGACCCCGAGAUGCCGUCAAACUAGGCAAGAAGCUUCCCACUUUGAGCAUGGAGGACAACUGCCGAGCAAAAGAACUCAUCACAAUCUCCAUUUGCGAAGUUUAUAGUCCGUUUCAGUUUUGGUUUCAUUUUGUGGGCACAAUGUACGAUAUUUGUUUUCUGGAAGACAUGAACCUGCGUAUAAAUCAAUUUUAUAAUAAUAACACUGAGGAUGUCAGCGGCUACAGGAUGGCGGAGUACUUCUUGAAAGCCGGUUACAUAUGCGCAGCAAAACAUAACACGCAAUGGCGGAGAGCAAAGAUAUUGGUCACUCCGCCAAAAGAUGCCGACUGGGUUUCCAUAUACUACUUGGACUAUGCAUCGGCGGCUCAAGUGCAGCCCGGUGACUUAAGAUUCCUGCCCGAAUGGUUUACGGAAGCGCCGCCCCUGGCUGCGCGGGGAACUCUCUCGCACAUCCAUCCACUGGGCGUCCACUGGUCACCUGACAGUACGUCUCAGUUUCGGCGCCUAACCCGCAAUGCCCAUCUUUUCGCCGAGGUCACUGAAUUGGACGAGGAUGAGGGCGUACUUUUUCUAAGAGUCUCACAAACGAAAUCCUUCGACCCCACAAUCAAUCAGAUGCUGGUCGCUGCGAAUCUAGCUGGUGAAAGCAACCACUACAGCCAGAGGACCAUCGACUACAACUGCGGAAGAAGAGUUCGCUACCUGAGAGAGCGUUUGCCCAGUUUCGAAAUGCUGGAGUCCCGUCUGUUUCCCUGGGACGAUGAAGAGUUCGAGUGGACGUUCGACGACAUCAUCUACUCCCCCUCUUUCUACAAGGAAUACCAGCUGCCCAAGUUACCGAAUCCCUUUCAAGCUGGCCUCCUAGAAGCGCUGGCCGCUUGGAUGCCAGCCUACCGAAAAGAGCAGGAAAAAUGGAUUCAGAUAUACAGAAAUGCCAGCCGAGAGGAAAGAGAGGCUCAUAACCGGUCGGUUCUGGAAAAGCUGGAGAUGGCGAAGGACAAAGAGGCUGAAGAGCCGAUUAGCGGACCAAAGGAACGACAAGGUGACAAUGAUCCAGAAGAGCAAAAAAAUACUUAUGAAGAUCGAGCUGAGCACAUUGAAAUGGACAAGAAUGAAGAGCGAGAAGAAUUUUCUAUAGUUGACUAAGCUAUGUGGACUUUUUCGCUUUUAAAAAGUAGAAAUUUCUAAAAAAAAAAAAGUAAACUUUUUAAAGCUAUCAA